UUCAUAAAACCCAGAGAAUUCACCAUCUUUUGCGAUAUUUUUAUUUUUCAGCUGGUAACUGAACGGGAGAGCCCCGAUGCUGGGCGUUUCGGCUAUGAUGGGAGCCUCCGGCGACGCCGCCACCGCCGCCGCCGCAGACGCAGCCCAGCCGGAGACUCUCGAGAGCGGCGCCGCCAGCGGCCCUGCAGACGCUGGCGAAGGCGGUGCGGGGGAAGUGGGUGUUGCGGCGCAGACGUCCGCCGCUGGGUUGAGUGAAGAAGAUAAUAAGUUGAGAAUGGAAGAGGUUGAUCGGAGCUCCGGCGGAAACCGGUGGCCGCGGCAAGAAACGCUGGCGCUCCUGAAGAUUCGGUCUGACAUGGGUGCGGCGUUCCGCGACUCCAGCCUUAAAGGCCCAUUAUGGGAAGAAGUUUCCAGGAAACUAGCGGAGCUGGGUUACCAUCGAAGCGCCAAGAAAUGUAAAGAGAAGUUCGAGAAUGUUCUCAAGUAUCACAAGCGAACCAAAGAAGGCCGAGCCAUGAAGCCGGACAGCAAAACCUAUCGGUUUUUUGAUCAAUUGGAGGCCCUCGAGAACCAGCCGCCGCCGCCUCCACUGCUUCCUCCUCCGCGGCCUCCGCCGCAAGCAAUGCCGGUGGCCAUGGCGAUCCCGGCAAACAACCCGCCAAUUGCUUCUCAAACCACUGUUCCAUCAACAGAAAACCCUAUCACCACUGUGGCUACAGGCUUAAGCCCUAUAAAUCCCUUGCCGCAGCCGCAGCCAGCGCCGGCAGCCACCGCAAUGGCACCAAACCCUAUAAGCUUUUCUGCAAUCCCAGCUUCCCAUGGUCCGACCAUGGCAGUGAAUUUCGGAUCCAUUUCGACGUCUUCGUCUUCGUCGACUUCGUCGGACGAGGAGCCGGAGAGGCGGCGGAAGAGGAAGAGGAAAUGGGAGAGCUUCUUCCAGAGGCUGAUGAACGAGGUGAUCUCGAAGCAGGAGGAGAUGCAGAAGAACUUUCUGGAAACUCUGGAGAGACGAGAGCGCGACCGCAUGGCCAGAGAAGAAGCCUGGAGAGUCCAAGAAAUGGCGAGGAUGAAUCGAGAGCACGACCUUCUCGUCCAAGAAAGAUCCAUGGCCGCCGCCAAAGACGCAGCUGUCAUCGCCUUCUUGCAGAAAGUCUCCGAUCAACAAACCCCAAAUGUGGCCCAACUCCAAGCCCAGAUGCAAGCACCGCCACCACCACAACCGCCGCCGCCACCAGCAGUAGUACAACCUCAGCAACAACCACAACCGCCACCGCCACCGCCACUACAACCGCAGCCACAGGGACGAAUUCAGUCGACUGAGAGCUUCGGCAAUCCAAAGUCUGAAAGCUUCAGCUCUUCGAGGUGGCCGAAAGUUGAAGUUCAGGCAUUGAUCAAGAUUAGAACAAGCCUCGACAAUAAGUACCAGGAGAACGGGCCAAAAGGCCCACUCUGGGAAGAGAUAUCGGCGUCCAUGGCGAAGCUCGGAUACAACCGGAGCGCGAAGAGGUGCAAGGAGAAGUGGGAGAACAUAAACAAGUACUUCAAGAAGGUUAAAGAGAGCAACAAGAGGCGACCAGAAGACUCCAAGACAUGCCCGUAUUUCCACCAGCUCGACGCUCUUUACAGGGAGAAGGCCAGGAACGAGACUACCACUGCUUCCUUCAAUCCGGCGGGGUUUAACGUGAAGUCUGAGAAUCCGAUGGUACCGAUAAUGGUCCAGCCGGAGCAGCAGUGGCCUAUGCCGCAAGAUAUGCGGCCGCCGGAGGCGGGAACGGAGGAUCAGAACAGCAACAACGACGACGAAGACGAGGAGGAGGAGGAGGAGGAGGAAGAAGAGGACGAAGCCGGAGGCUACGAGAUAGUAACAAACAAGCCAUCUUCAGUGGGCACUGGUGAUGAGUGAGUGAAAGAGAACAGGAAUUGGGAAGAGAUGAUUAAUUAAAUGUGGGUCAGUGAGGCAACGUGACUGAACUUUCUUGAGGUGGGUCAGAAUGCAGAGCUUGUCGGCCGGCCGGAAAGCACAGAUUCCGGCUGCCGGAGAUGGGUGGCGGUGAAAGUUUUACAUAUAUACAUGCGAUGCGAGCUGGGGGAGAGAACAUCGGGCUGGAUCGGCUGUAGAGGUAUUUUAAUGUUUAUUUUAUUAUUUUAUUUAUUAUUUUGCUAAAUAUAAUAAAAAUUGGCCCCGCCGGGGGAGAGGGGUGGGUUAAAUCCUAAAAGAGAGGUUGGGAACAGAAGAGAGAGCUUCCAAAGGAUAAUAAAGAAAUAGGGUUGCAUUUUUCCUUUCUGUUCAUGGAGCUGUAAAUUUGGGAAUUGGUCUCUUAUAAUCAGUGUUUGUUUGUUUAAUAAUUAUAUAUGCAUAACAUAUAUAGUUUCCGUUCUUUAA
Diospyros lotus (date-plum) is the source of this 2383-nucleotide messenger RNA. Its product is annotated as trihelix transcription factor DF1-like. The coding region runs from base 77 to 1903 and encodes 608 amino acids. The transcript has 2 exons. NCBI's taxonomy places the organism in Eukaryota, Viridiplantae, Streptophyta, Magnoliopsida, Ericales, Ebenaceae. The record is from RefSeq and is a predicted model, not a curated record.